Messenger RNA from Corapipo altera (White-ruffed manakin), 648 nucleotides. RefSeq names its product bromodomain-containing protein 4-like. NCBI's taxonomy places the organism in Eukaryota, Metazoa, Chordata, Aves, Passeriformes, Pipridae. Gene Ontology annotation, biological process: chromatin remodeling; positive regulation of transcription elongation by RNA polymerase II. The record is from RefSeq and is a predicted model, not a curated record. The transcript has 3 exons. Gene Ontology annotation, cellular component: chromatin; nucleus. The annotation marks the transcript as partial.
CCCCCCCAGCCCCACCCACCCGUCAUCCCCACGCCCACCCAACCCGUGAAGACAAAAAAAGGGGUGAAGAGGAAAGCAGACACCACGACCCCCACCACCAUCGACCCGAUCCACGACUCGUCGUCGCUGCCCGCCGAGCCCAAGUCCACCAAGCUGGGCCCGCGGCGGGAGAGCGGCCGCCCCGUGAAGCCUCCAAAGAAGGACGUUCCCGACUCGCAGCAGCACGCGGCCGAGAAGAGCAGCAAAGUCUCGGAGCAGCUCAAGUACUGCGGCGGGAUCAUCAAGGAGAUGUUCGCCAAGAAGCACGCGGCCUACGCGUGGCCCUUCUACAAACCUGUGGACGUGGAAGCUCUGGGGCUGCACGACUACUGCGACAUCAUCAAGCACCCCAUGGAUCUGAGCACAAUCAAAUCCAAGCUGGAGAACCGGGAAUACCGGGAUGCUCAGGAAUUCGCGGCCGACGUGCGGUUGAUGUUCUCCAACUGCUACAAGUACAACCCCGCCGACCACGAGGUCGUGGCCAUGGCGCGGAAGCUGCAGGUGAGGACGCUCGACAUCCCCCUCCACUCGUUUGUCCCCUCUCAGGACCACUUUAGCCUUGAACUCACACCCAAAACCACCCCUGUGGUAAAUAACGACCCAAAAUGA